Molecule: messenger RNA, 2428 nt
Organism: Pseudonaja textilis
Lineage: Eukaryota; Metazoa; Chordata; Lepidosauria; Squamata; Elapidae
Gene: DPYS
Product: dihydropyrimidinase
Biological process (GO): pyrimidine nucleobase catabolic process
Cellular component (GO): cytoplasm; cytosol
Molecular function (GO): dihydropyrimidinase activity
Source: RefSeq, a predicted model, not a curated record
GAAACACACACCCCGCAGAAGCGUCCAUCAUGCAGAAACUCUUGAUCCGUGGUGGGAAAGUGGUGAACGCGGACUUCUCGCAAGUGGCCGACGUGUACAUCGAGGAUGGGGUCGUGCAGGCGGUGGGGCCGCAUCUCCAGCUUUCCUCCGACGGAGUCCAGGUGUUGGACGCCACGGACAAGCUAGUGCUUCCCGGAGGGAUCGACCCGCACACACACAUGGAAUUCGCCUUCAUGGGGACGCGGUCAAAAGACGACUUUUAUCAAGGAACGAAGGCAGCCCUUGCAGGAGGUACCACUAUGAUAAUGGACUUUGCAGUCCCUCAGAGAGGAUGUUCCCUCAUUGAAACCUAUAACAAGUGGAGAAGAGGGGCUGAUCCUAAAGUCUGCUGUGAUUAUGCGCUGCAUGUGGCCGUCACAUGGUGCAGUGAGCAGGUCAAAGAGGAAAUGAAAAUUCUUACCAGGGAAAAGGGUAUCAAUUCAUAUAAGGUGUUUAUGGCAUAUAAAGAUGCCUAUAUGGUUGGAGAUCCAGAAUUAUACACAAUCUUCAGUCAAUGCAAAAAAAUUGGUGCAAUUGCUCAAGUCCAUGCAGAGAAUGGGGAUUUGGUUGCAGAGGGUGAAAAGAAGAUUCUGGCUUUGGGAAUAACUGGUCCAGAGGGACAUGAAAUGGCUCGACCAGAAGAACUGGAAGCAGAAGCCACAUUGAGAGCAAUUACCAUUGCAAACUCAGUGAACUGCCCUCUCUAUAUUGUACACGUGAUGAGUAAGUCUUCAGCCAAGAUAGUGGCAGAUGCCCGCAGGCAAGGCAAAGUUGUGUAUGGUGAGCCUAUAGCUGCAAGCCUUGGUACAGAUGGCACUCACUAUUGGCAUAAGGACUGGCCUCAUGCAGCAGCUCACAUCAUGAGUCCUCCAUUGAGGCCUGAUGCUUCCACUCCAGACUUCCUCAUGAAUCUUCUAGCAAAUGGUGACUUGACUGUGACGGGGACAGAUAACUGUACAUUUGAUAUUUGCCAGAAGGCUAUUGGAAAAAAUAAUUUCACAAAGAUCCCAUUUGGAGUGAAUGGAGUGGAAGACAGGAUGUCUGUGGUCUGGGAAAAAGGAGUGCACAGUGGAAAAAUGGAUGAAAAUAGAUUUGUGGCAGUUACUAGCGCAAAUGCAGCUAAAAUCUUUAACCUAUACCCAAAGAAGGGAAGAAUAGCUGUGGGCUCUGAUGCUGACAUCGUCAUUUGGGACCCCAAAGCUACAAGGACCAUUUCAGCAAAGACACAUCACCAGGCCAAUGAUUUUAAUAUAUUUGAAGGAAUGGUCUGCCAUGGAGUCCCCCUUGUGACAAUUUUACGGGGCAAAGUGGCAUUUCAAAAUGGAACCUUUCAUAUCAAAGCAGGAGAGGGGAAAUACGUUCCCUGUGAACCUUUCCCAGAAUAUGUUUACAAGCGAAUCUGGCAACGGGAUCAGGAAUGUCAACCUGUUGCUGUGAAGCGAGCACCGUAUGUGGGAAAAGUGGAUCCAUUAUUCACUGCAUCAAAAUAACCUCACUAUAUAGUUAGUAUUCUUCAGGUCAGAACUGUUGCAGUUCUUGAUUUGUGUUGCCUGAAGAUUUCUGGAUGAUAUACCCAUGAUGAAACUGCACUGGCCAUUGGUGUUGUAAUCAUUGCUAUAUCUUGCAAAAUUACAGCAAGUUCCUCCCUCGGUUCACAUACCUUGACUUUCAGAGAAGUCACUGUUGUUUUUCCAGGACACGAUAACCUCAUUCUCAGGUCUUCUUUUAGUGCCUGAUUUAUAGCAAUUAGAACUAUCCAAUUAGAUGACAUGAUUGCUAGAAUAAAAUCUGGACAGGAUGAAUUAUUUGAUUUGAGCAACAUGCAGCACCUUAGCUGCUGUUUAAUAGUCUUUGACAUAAAUGUUUUCAGCUUUAAGGCAUGAAUUAAUCUUAGCAAUGAAAACAGUCAUGAUUAAACUGGGUAUAUGACUUGAUGCCUGUAUUUGAGAGCUAAGUGAUGGGCUCAUCUGAAGUGCUUUCCUUUCCUCAUCUCAAGUGUUUUCCUUUCCAUUUUGGAAAACCCCUAGUUAGAUCCUCUUACAGCACUCCCUUUAAGGAUGUGUCCAUCCAACACUUUUGCAGCAUUCCAGAAGCAGAUUUGGUUCUAUUUGUUCACAUGGCAUUGAGUCAUCAAUCGGAACCAUUCUUGUGUAUUUAAUAAGAUUUUUGCUUUUGCUCUGGUUUACUGAACUUGAAACAAAGCUGGAGUACACCCAGAUGAUUUUUUUCACAAUGCUUUUCAAUGAACUGUCUUACCUUGCAAUCUCAAGACAAAUGUAAAUGCUUUUACAUUUUUAAGAAAAUGCAAUGGCUCUGACUUGAGGAAUUUUCCACAGCAAACUACAUCUCUUUUUUCCUUACCUCAAAGAAAUAAAAGGAGGGGGAAUUC